CCCACACACGUCAGAAUCUGACCGUCAUCUUCUUUCCUCGGCCUGUCUCGUUGUAGCCUGGCACGAUGCGAUUCUCAAGUGUCUUCUUCGGUCUUUGCUCCGUCACCGCGGCAGUCGCCCAGGCUGUGUCGCUCACGACACCCCCGGCGCCUCCGGUGCCCGCCCAUAAGGUGGGUUGGAGGGCUGCCAACUGCAGCGGCGUCAUCGUCGACGCCAAAGCUCUGCCCGACAAGCGGUGGGAGGCGGCCGGUGCCUCGGAGGCCCUCGAAGAAGUUUUCCAGGCCUGGCGGAACUACACCACCGGGCCUGAGGAAGUCAAGUUCGAGUUCAGCCAGUUCGUCUCUUGGUACUUCGGCGGCCCAGAGGCAUGGCGGUGCUCGGAAAUCUUCGACGUGCCGUGCUCAACCUCACUCACCUGUGAGGCUACCCAGUAUCCGGCCGGACAUCUCAUCCUCAACUCCUUUUCCAAGCUUCAUCAGUUCCAUCAUCGCUAUUUUGAGGCUCUUGGCCUGGCGCAGGCGGAUAUCCAGUCGGAAAUUGACUUCUUUUCCGAGUCAUUCUCUUUGCCGCCGCCAGAAGACCCGUCCAAGGAUGCUAACAAGAGACUCAUGCUCAACGUUGCUUAUGGAUUGUUUGGUGUUUCGCAGGCCUUCCUCAGCAACUUUGUCAUCUUUAGUUCAGCUGCAGCGACAACCUCGGCGAUUUCCCAGGUAUGGCGGUCGCAAAUCAUGUCAACCUUGAGUUACAGCGUCUUCACCGGCUGGGCGGUCGCAAAGGACUACUUGCUCCCAGGCAAAGACUCAAAAGCUCAAUACGGAUCACUCUCCGCCAUGAUGGGCGACGUCUUCGACAGCUGGAAGGCUACCCAGGUGGCGUACGUCGAAACCAUCUUCAACCCGAACGACACCGCGACAGAGGACUUCAUCCGGUCGGCUUUGGACAACGGCCUCAUGGGAGCUGCCCCGGAUGAUAUGAACGCAUUCGAGAUGUCCAAGAAGCUUCAGAAACUAUUCUACCCGAGGUUCAUCGCGGCCGUCUGGCAAACUCGCACGUGGACCAAGAAACCCUUCGUCUUGAAAACAAACCUGCCUUGCAACACGAAGAAGGGUGAAAGAGACAGUACCCUUUGGCCCUUCUUGAAGGAUGACGACCACUCGAGGGCUUCGACCUGCUACAAAGGCGCCCUUUUCUACCUGAUCGACGUCAGAGGUUCUGGCGUCAAGUUGACCACCGAGUAUCCUUCCAUCCGGCCCAACAUCUUCAAGAGCAAAAAAUGGCCACUGAUGGCACUGUACGGCUUGGAAACGAUGGACGGCGUCCGGUACGGUGGCAUCACGAAGGAGGACAUCGUCGCCUCCGUCUACGAGGGCUGGGUCGAGGGCGGCCACCAGAACAACAACUUCAACCCCAACUACACCGAUAUCUCGCCGCAGGGCAACCUCGACCUGUGGCUGCAGCAAGGCCACCGGAGCCCGGGCUUCGUCAACAUGACGCUGUGCCAGAACCUCUACACCAUCGUCGGCAACAUCGUGCACGGCAAUCCCGAGAACCACACCUCGUACCCUUGCGAAAGCCUUUCCGUUAUCAAGCCCAUCAACCUGGAUCCCAAGCCGGAUGCCGAUACGGAAAAGGAGACGCAGGAUGCUGACAAGGAGACACCGGAAUCGGACAAGGAGACGCCGGACGUUGAGAAUGGCAGACAAAUGACACCCAUUUGACGCAACAAAAGGUAGCCCAAACUCAGCAAUUACAGGGCGCUGCUACUUAGGUGGUAAUGAUAGGGGCAUUCUUAGGCAUUCUUGGUGUGUGUAUUUGGCUACCUCAAGUGGGGGAAUCUAAGUACAGGCAUUGUGUCUCCACUGCUAUAGAACCUAGCAGUCGAGACUUUUCUAGACUAGACAUACAAUAGAAUACAUAGAAUUAAUCAUUUUACCUUUUAUCAGGUCUGCACGUCUUCUCACAAACAAGCGUUGUUGCCGAGUCGUAUACUGUCUGAAAACACUGCUGAUUUGAGUAAGAUGUUGAGGUGGUGCUACUUAAAGUGGAGGUCUGAAGAUUGCUGUAAUUCUUAGCCCUUCUCUCCUACGCUACCUUUCGUUUAUCAUUGUCAGGAGGGAAUAGAUAGCUGUUCAGGUCAAUUUUCAGCAGCCCUCCAAGGUCUCGAGGUUUGACGCGAACGGGGCGUAUAAGUUGCGACACUUGAUACCCCUUUUUCUCGGAAUGACGGCAACGCUGCAGAAAGACAAAAGUGUCCCUAGAUUACGUCGGCGGUCCGCGGGAGCUUCGGCUUCGAUGUGAUAGAAACUUCUUUUCCAAUGAAAGUGCCAUGUCGAGCAGACUGAGUGAGCUCAAGGUUCAGGCUACCUGUGACAGAUAGAUAGCGGUACAGCGAUUCAAGGCGGGGAGUCACGCACUGGACGGCCCAUCCUGGCUUGACGUAGAUGAGACCAAGCUAAG
Messenger RNA from Colletotrichum destructivum, 2457 nucleotides. RefSeq lists its product as uncharacterized. Bases 66 to 1718 code for a protein of 550 amino acids. The transcript has 5 exons. The record is from RefSeq and is a predicted model, not a curated record. NCBI's taxonomy places the organism in Eukaryota, Fungi, Ascomycota, Sordariomycetes, Glomerellales, Glomerellaceae.